CCACUCGCCUCUUCCAGCCCCGGCGGGUCUUCAGGAGGCCGUGCUGUCCUGCUUCCCCCUCGGCUUGAGUUCCCACCGGGUGGAGAGCGGCGGCGCGAGUGGCAGAGAGACCAGGCUCGAGCGCGCGCGGCGGCGGGCGGCGGGCGGGCGCGCGGCCGGCCCGGGGAGCCGCGGGGGAGGAGCGCCCGCCGCCCUCCCGCCUGCCGCUCGCGCGCCCAACGGACCAGGCAGGGGCCGUGAGGUAACUGUAGCAGCCCGCAAGAGCUGGGAAGCGACGCUGAGUCUCCAGUCCCGAGAGGAGCCCGAGGGAAAAGGAGGGGGCAGCCGAAGCCGUCCCAGAGAGAAGCCCCUGCUGCCCCUCUUUUGAGUCAGCAUGUCGCGGACUCCGCCGUUCCUCCGCCCGCGCGGCGAGGACCCCGGGCCGCGGCGGCGGGCGCAGCCCUGACGCGCUGCGGAGCGGAGGGGUGACCCGAACGCUGGGGCUGGGGGUCGGGGAGCGCGAGGGGCCGCAGCGGUCCGAUCACGGCGUGCUGAGCCCCGCGGCUGCCCCCGCGUCCCGGCCAUGAGGGGGGACGAGCGAGACGCCAAAGCCAUGCGGUACUCGCAGGCGCCAGAGCGGGCCGGCUCGCCCCCUGAGAGUCUGAGGAACGGCUACGUGAAGAGCUGUGUGAGCCCCUUGCGGCAGGACCCUCCGCGCGGCUUCUUCUUCCACCUCUGCCGCUUUUGCAACGUGGAGCUGCUGCUGUCGUCGCCGGCCUCUCCCCAGCAGCCGCGGCGCGGCUCCCCCUUCUCCCCGGCGCGGCUCUCGCUGGGCGUCCUGGCCGCCUUUGUCUUCGCCCUGCUGAUCGGCUCGGGACCCGGGAGCUGGGCUGCGGGGGCCGCCCUGUUGCGGACCCUGCUGAGCGUCUGCUCGCACAGUCUCAGCCCCCUCUUCAGCAUCGCCUGUGCCUUCUUCUUCCUCACCUGCUUCCUGACCCGGACCAAGCGGGGCCCCGGCCUGGCUCGGAGCGGCGGCAGCUCCUGGUGGCUGCUAGCACUGCCCGCCUGCUGUUACCUGGGGGACUUCUUGGUGUGGCAGUGGUGGUCUUCGCCUUUUGGGGACGGAGACGCAGGGAGCCCUCAUCCGCCGCCGCCCCCUGCCCCGCAUUCGCCCCCGGCGGUGGCGGGCAGGUUGUUCUUGGUGCUGAGCUGUGUGGGUUUGCUGACGCUCGUGCACCCGGUGAGGCUCCAGCACAGCAUCCUGGUGCUGCUGUUCUCCAGUUUCGUCUGGUGGGUGUCGUUCACCAGCCUUGGAUCUCUGCCUUCAGCCCUCAGGCCGCUGCUUUCCUGCCUGGUGGGGGGCGCUGGAUGCCUGCUGGCCCUGGGGCUGGAUCACUUCUUUCAAAUCAGGGAAGCUCCUCAUCCUCGGUUGUCCAGUACCGCGGAAGAAAAAGUGCCUGUGAUCAGACCCCGGAGGCGGUCCAGCUGCGUGUCGUUAGGAGAAAGUUCAGCCAGUUACUAUGGCAGUUGCAAAAUGUUCAGGAGACCUUCGUUGCCUUGUAUUUCCAGAGAACAGAUGAUUCUUUGGGAUUGGGAUUUGAAGCAAUGGUACAAACCUCAUCAGAAUUCUGGAGGUGGAAAUGGAGUUGAUCUUUCAGUGCUAAAUGAGGCCCGCCACAUGGUGUCAGAUCUUCUGAUUGAUCCAACCCUUCCCCCUCAAGUUAUUUCUUCCCUACGGAGUAUCAGUAGCUUGAUGGGUGCUUUCUCAGGUUCCUGUAGGCCAAAGAUUAAUCCUCUCACACCAUUUCCUGGAUUUUACCCCUGCUCCGAAGUAGAGGACCCGACUGAGAAAGGAGAUCGAAAACUUCACAAGGUACUAAACAGUAGGAAUAGCUUACCGACACCACAGCUGAGGAGGAGUUCAGGAACGUCAGGUCUGCCACCUUUUGAACAGUCUUCUUCAAGGUGGGAACACAAUAGCAGCAUAUGGGCUCAGCAAGGAUUUGGUGUGUCAAGUCAAGGAUGCUAUCUAAAUGGGCCUUUUAGUUCAAAUCUACAGACAAUCCCGAAGCAGAGGUCAUCUUCUGUGUCGCUGACUCACCAUAUAGGUCUGAGAAGACCUGGUGCUUUACACAGUCUGAGUCCUGUGAAUUCUCCCAGCCAUGGGCCAGUGUCUGCUGGCUCUCUAACUAACCGGUCACCCGUAGAAUUUCCCGAUACUGCUGAUUUUCUUAGUAAGCGAAGUGCUAUUUUACACAAAUCUCUGGGCAAUGCACCCAAUACACCAGAUUUUUAUCAGCAACUUAGAAAUUCUGAUAGCAAUCUGUGUAACAGCUGUGGACAUCAAAUUCUGAAUUAUGUUUCAACAUCUGAAUCAGAAUCUGGUACAGACUGUCACAAUGGAAAAUCAGGUGAAGAAGAAAGUACUGCGUUCCCAAAAGAAUCUUUCAGCCUUACAGAAACUGAACAGGAAGAGCAAAUAGAGAAGAGAAACUACAGAAAAUUAUUUUUGGAAGGUGAUAAUUACCUAACUGAAGAGGCACAGAAUGAACAACAACUAAAUAUUAAACCAGAAUCAUCAUUGGACUUGAUUUUAAUAGAAGAUCAUGACUCAUUAAUAGAAAAGAUGAGCAACUGGAAUUUUCAAAUUUUUGAACUUGUAGAAAAGAUGGGAGAGAAAUCAGGAAGAAUUCUCAGUCAGGUUAUGUAUACCUUAUUUCAAGACACUGGCUUAUUGGAAAUAUUUAAAAUUCCCACUCAACAGUUCAUGAACUAUUUUUGCGCAUUAGAAAAUGGCUAUCGAGACAUUCCUUAUCACAAUCGUAUACAUGCCACAGAUGUCCUACAUGCAGUUUGGUAUCUGACAACACGGCCAAUUCCUGGCUUUCAGCAGAUCCGCAGUGAUCACGGAACAGGAAAUGAAACCGAUUCUGAUGGUCAAAUUAACCCUGGGCAAAUAGCUUACAUUUCCUCAAAGAGCUGCUCUAUUCCAGAUGAGAGCUAUGGCUGCCUGUCUUCAAACAUUCCUGCACUGGAGUUGAUGGCUCUGUAUGUGGCAGCUGCUAUGCACGAUUAUGAUCACCCAGGGCGGACAAAUGCAUUUCUUGUGGCUACAAAUGCCCCUCAGGCAGUUUUGUACAAUGACAGAUCUGUUCUGGAAAAUCAUCAUGCUGCAUCAGCUUGGAAUCUGUACCUUUCUUGCCCAGAAUACAACUUUCUUCUUAAUCUUGAUCAUGUGGAAUUCAAACGCUUUCGUUUUUUAGUCAUUGAAGCAAUCCUUGCCACAGAUCUUAAAAAGCAUUUUGAUUUCCUUGCUGAAUUCAAUGCCAAGGCCAAUGAUGUAAAUAGCAAUGGUAUAGAGUGGAGUAAUGAAAAUGAUCGCCUCUUAGUGUGCCAGGUGUGCAUCAAACUGGCAGACAUAAAUGGCCCAGCAAAAGUUCGGGACUUGCAUUUGAAAUGGACAGAAGGCAUCGUCAAUGAAUUUUAUGAGCAGGGAGAUGAAGAAGCAAAUCUUGGUCUACCCAUUAGUCCCUUCAUGGAUCGUUCUUCUCCUCAACUAGCAAAACUGCAAGAAUCUUUUAUCAGCCACAUAGUGGGCCCCCUGUGUAACUCCUAUGAUGCUGCUGGUUUGCUACCUGGUCAGUGGAUCGACGCAGAAGAGGAUGAUGAUACUGAAAGUGGUGAUGAGGAAGAAGAUGGUGAAGAAUUAGAUACAGAUGAUGAGGAAAUGGAAGACAAUCUCAAUCCCAAACCACAAAGAAGGAAAGGCAGACGGCGGAUAUUUUGUCAGCUAAUGCAUCACCUCACCGAGAACCACAAGAUCUGGAAGGAAAUCAUAGAGGAAGAAGAAAAACGCAAAGCUGAUGGGAAUAAACUGCAAGUGGAGAAUUCCUCCCUACCUCAAGUAGACGAGAUUCAGGUCAUUGAAGAAGCAGAUGAAGAGGAAGAGCAGCAGUGUGAAUAAGAAAAGGCGUAUUGACAAAGCUCUGAGGGAUGUCCCCAGGUUCAGAAAUCAUUGCCUAGUUUCACUGUGCUGACUUUCAGCUGACCCAUUCCCACAUGGGCAGGCCUUAAUACUGUGAGAGGAUCCUUGCUGUGCUAGCAGUUUCCCAUUCCUAUGCACUUUUACCACGUAAACUAGAAAAUUAUCCUUAAAGCUUGGCUCACAUUGACCCAUUUUGCAAAGCCCUUACUUACUUAAUGCCUUCACUGGAGUAAAAAUACUUGGCCAGAAUGCUGCUUUGCUAAAUAGUCAGCUCUUAUUUUUCAUGAGGGGUAGCUAUAACUAAAAAGAACUCAAGUGACUUACUUCAGUUUCCGAAGUGGCCGGAACAUUUUGCUUUCAUGAAAACAAUUCAUAUUACAUUACGUUUUCAGAUGUGUCUUUUAUGUCUUUGAGUGUUUUGAAAAAAACGUCUGUGCCUAUCUAGAAAGGAAUCCAGUGCUGCCUUUCUGAGGGAUCUCUGCUCAAUGCAAUUCACCGUGCAGUGCUGUUCUUCGAGCUAUGUUUAUCCAGGAAGGAUGGAGUGACCUUUGUUAUAUUUAACAAAAUCAAGGUGCAUCAAUUUCUGAUGCUUUUUUACUGUUGUAUAUUAUUUACUAUUUGUGCUUUAUUUCUGCUCAGAGUAUUCAGGUUUGCCAUGGGUAUCAGAAGCCUGAAUUCCAGUCUUAAUUGACUUGAUGUUUUGUGGUAGAAUUUUAAAGCUGUUUAGAUUUAACAAUGAAGGAAUUUUAUUCUUUAAUCAAAACUGUUCUUAUUUUUACUUUUGCUCAGGAUUAGUGUUUUUAAAUAUUUAAUUAAAAUAAACACAGCACAGAUUUGUGAGAAGAAAAAAAUUUUGUCCUGAUGUUGUUAAAGUUUUAUGAAAUAAGCAUCAUUUUCUCUCUUCUUAGAUAAAUCUGAGGCUAAUUAAAGCCAAAGAAAAGGAGAUAUAUGUCUUUUACAUUCAUGCUAAAUCAAAUGAAACUACUCCUAUCAAAGAUAAAGAAUAAAAGAAAUAUACUGAGCUCUGAAGCACACUCAUACUGCAUGAAAAAUUGGAACAUGGAGUUAUUUUAGAUGUCAUGGGUCUGGUUAUUGUAAAUCUAUCAGUCACCUUUCUGUUAAUUUUCCUCUGACUCAAGACUACAUGACAGAAAUGACUUAUGUUAGCUUAAUACUUGUAGAGUAUAAACUUUAAGUCUUAUUUCUGAGAUGAAGUAAAUGGUGGGACUACUUUUUAAAUUUUUGUAUAGCAAAUUAAAUAUUUUAGCAAAUCAUUUCACACAAGAGCACAUUAUUAAAUAACCACAAGUAUUAAGAUUAUUGCAAAGAAAAUGGACCAAUUUUACAAUAUUGUAAGCUUGUUGGGGUGCAGAUAUGUAUUUUAGUGAAAAUGUUCAAUGAUAUAAAGAACUACCAAGAUGACAGCAAGAUGGUAGACUAAUAUUUUCCAUUUUUCUUGGAGACCAUAUCAGAAUAAACUAUUUUUGGGUCUAUGCAGCUUUUGUUGACAGUGAGACCAUGAAUUUUCCAAAGUAAUUCCUUUAAAUUAUAAUACUGGCAGGCAAUUUCUUACCUAUCUAGAAUAUUAGCUCAUUUGAAAGAUAUCAAAGAUCUAGGGAAGUGUUGGGAUUUUUGAUUCUGCACAUUAUCACAAUAUUUAAUCGGUCACUAAGCUUUACUAUUAGAUACAUUGAGUGUUGAGUUCCUGCUUGCCACUUGCUCUAUCAUUGCCACAUCAUUUGUAAACCAGUCCCACCAUAUAUUACUAAGAAGUAAAAUUUUAACUGAUAACAUUUGUUUGCACUUAUAAUGUAUAUAUCAUAUGCUUAUAUUUCUGUUAGAGUACAUUUUUCAUACUGCAUAAGUGUAUUUCUGCUACUGAUUCCUCUACUAUAGAAUACAUAUAAGUGUAUGUGUAUAAAUUCAAACAGGUGCAUGUAUGCAUAAUGAGACUCAAUCAAAUUUCUAUACUUUCUUUUUUGUUGAAUUUUUGUUUUGGAGGUUCUUUAGUGUAUAUUUUAUUUUAUUUUCUCAAAAUAAGAAUGUUUUUAUUCUGUUAAAAUACCAUUACUGGGAACUCAUUUUAAAAUAAUUUUAAAUUAUUAAAUUUUGAUGUUAAUGCUAUAACCCUUGCUAAAUAAUUGACAUACACCAAAAACAGCCCAAAGAAACACUGAAACAUAUCCUUGCUGAAACUUUUAAAGUCAUAAUUGUAAGAAAUGAAUGUGAGAGUACAUUAUGUAUAUCCAGUGCUAUUAAAUGGACUCUUACUUGAGGAAUUGCCUGCGUCAUCACAGAUCCUAUUUUGGUUGCUACUGAAUCAGAUUAGUUUUAUUAUAAUAAUUUUGGCCAUGAAUUUGUUGGUUGUUAUAGGUCACUGGUCUUGGAAACAGUAUUUUAGGGCUCUAAUAUAUCUGUGUCUUCUGUAUUAGGAUUCUCUAGGGAAACAGAAUCAACAAGAGAUAUCUGUAAAUAUAAGAUUUUAUAAAAGUGUCUCACACAAUUAUGGGGAUGCAUGAGUCCAAAUUCCGUAGGGCAGGCAGUGAACU
Molecule: messenger RNA, 6513 nt
Organism: Choloepus didactylus (southern two-toed sloth)
Lineage: Eukaryota; Metazoa; Chordata; Mammalia; Pilosa; Megalonychidae
Gene: PDE3B
Product: phosphodiesterase 3B
Exons: 16
Coding region: 563-3943 (1126 amino acids)
Biological process (GO): signal transduction
Cellular component (GO): membrane
Molecular function (GO): protein kinase B binding; 3',5'-cyclic-AMP phosphodiesterase activity
Source: RefSeq, a predicted model, not a curated record